Messenger RNA from Gopherus flavomarginatus (Mexican gopher tortoise), 1916 nucleotides. It is a transcript of the gene TMEM116, whose product is annotated as transmembrane protein 116. Gene Ontology annotation, biological process: adenylate cyclase-activating G protein-coupled receptor signaling pathway. Gene Ontology annotation, cellular component: plasma membrane. Gene Ontology annotation, molecular function: G protein-coupled receptor activity. Lineage: Eukaryota; Metazoa; Chordata; Testudines; Testudinidae. The transcript has 11 exons. The record is from RefSeq and is a predicted model, not a curated record. Bases 278 to 1285 code for a protein of 335 amino acids.
CCCGGGAGCCCCCACCUAGCACUGCCCAAGCCGCGGGGAGGGGCCCCUGCCGGGCUCCGGGGAGACUCGCCCGGGCCCACGGCCGCUGAGCCGCCCCCAACGACGCGCCUCGGACCGCGCAGCCUGAGGCGCCGGCACCAACGGCCCCGCGCGCGCCAGUCGGACCCCGCCCACCCUGGGGCUGCCGGGUGCACGCGCGUGUGCGAGACCCGCCCAGCGCGUGACGUCAGCGAGCAACGAGGAGGUUUACUCUGCUAUAAAAUGGAUACAGUUUGUCAUGGCCACUUUAAGUGUUAUAGGUUCCAGCUCAAUCAUUGCCUAUGCUGUCUUUCAAAAUGUAGUGAGAUCCCCAGAGGUGCGCCCUCUGUUCUACCUGAGCCUCUCCGACCUGUUUCUGGGGAUGUGCUGGCUCAUUGGGGUGCUUCUCUAUACCACGCCAACCACAAAUCAAGAUGUUGUCUGCUAUAAUCUUCAAACAACUGGUCAGAUAUUUUAUGUAGCCUCUUUUCUGUACACUGUCAACUAUACCUGGCAUCUGUACAUGGAUUUAAAGGUGAAAUACAAUCAGAACCUGUACAGCAUGUCCGCUCUGGCUUUAGAUCAUGCAAAUUGCAUUGGCCGAAUAGCAACAAUUUUGUCCAGUGUCAUCCCUUUCCUAUUAAUGGUUCCUGUGUUUUGUCUGGGCAACAGCAGUGAUUGCUACCAGAACUUCAGCCAGAAAAACGGGUGUCUCCUGAUGCACAUGGAAACAACCAUGCUCACUGACCAACUGCAAACCCAUGGUGGCUCUGUUUGUUCUGUGAUAUAUUUCUAUGGUGUUGGAGUCUUCCUGGUCUCCUUUCUGAUCAGCUUCAUAGCCAUUAUGGUUCUUCUCAUCCAAGCCCGAGCUUUAUACAAAAGGUUCAUAAACUCAACAGGAUUCCUGGGUGAUCAACAGUGGGCAAUGAUAAAGAUAGUGGAACAACGAGUGGUUUUCUACCCUAUCGCUUUCUUCUGUUGUUGGGGCCCAGCCGUCCUCCUCGGAACAGUGAAGUUGACUGUUUCAGUGAACAGCAGAAUCUGCAUGGCUCUUUAUAUUCUACAGGCUCUAACAGCAGCUUCCCAGGGGCUCCUAAACUGCCUCGUUUAUGGGUGGACCCAGCACACGUUCCGCUGCAUGAAACGCAAUGCUUGCCGUGACAUCGACACACAGACACCUCUCUUACGUUCCCAGAAGAAGUAUUAUGCCAGCACGUUCCCCACCAGCACCCAGGCAGCAGCUGUAGCUACAUCCACGGCAUUGUGACAAUUCCCUGCCCAGAAGGAGUGGGCAGCAUGUUGCCCUGCAGCCCUGGCUUGGUCAUGUCUGUAAGACAUCAGCCAGAGCUAUUCUGCUGAUUUUCUUGUUCUGAACUGUUUUGUCAGUAACACAUGCAGAGUUAGGCUGGAAAAGCCUGAGCACAUCUAGCUGGAGAUCAGCUGUUUUCACUGAAGAUCAUUAUUUAUUUUAUAGUUUUUUAUGAAUUUGUAAUGGAUUAUUUUACCUUUGUAAGCCAUUUAGUGCAGUCUUUUCCUUAUGAAACAUCUCCAGGAUUUGAUGGGAAUUGUAUAUCGAAGAUCCUUUACAGCUCCUUAAAGACAGUUCUCAUAAGGGUAGAUGACUAGAGGAUGUUUUUCUUACCUCAGUGAUUAUCAGCUAUUUGUAAUUACAAUUGAACAAUAAAGCCAAGGUGACUAUUUAUAAAUCAUGCCCUUCUACCUCCAUGCAAUAAUGCAAAGAAGUCCAACUCUGGCAGCUAAAUGCCAAUCACACUUUCAGGUUAAAAAUCACUGUGCCCUGUAAACCCAUUGAAGUUACAUCAUGUUUUUAUAAACUAUAUUUCUUUGCUUUAAAUUAACACCGAAAUUACUCUGAAAACAUAAUUUAAUUUUCAUCA